Cyprinodon tularosa is the source of this 2995-nucleotide messenger RNA. RefSeq names its product CDKN2A interacting protein. The transcript has 4 exons. Lineage: Eukaryota; Metazoa; Chordata; Actinopteri; Cyprinodontiformes; Cyprinodontidae. Bases 233 to 1171 code for a protein of 312 amino acids. Gene Ontology annotation, cellular component: nucleoplasm; nucleolus. The record is from RefSeq and is a predicted model, not a curated record.
GGUGCAACUCUUACGUCACUAUUCAAUGUAGCUAGCUAGCAGCGUCUAGCAACAGAAAUAGCGCAGUAUGUGAGUUUUUUAUUUAAAACGAAGAGAUAAUUAUUCGAAAAACAAUGAAGGCUUUAUUGUUUACUGCGCAUAAGAUAACAGAGACGUUGUGUUUCUUAUUGGGCCUCCUGGUUUAGCUGAACUUUCUCGACUUGUCUUAAGGUUCAACUUAACGUCAGCAGGGAUGUCGGGGGUGAGGUGUGGAGAUGAUGUCUCAGAUUACCUGAGGCAGAACCCUCAGCUGGCCCAGUGGGUCGAGUCGUUUCGGGGCUACUGUGAGAGCAACAAGCAGUGGUCUGCUCGGAGGGAGUUCAUACUGAGAAACAUGGAGGCUUUCCCCACUGUGAAGCCGGGGACUUCCAGCAGCAGUUUGGACAAGCUGCUGUCUCUGUCCAUGGUCUGGGCCAACCACGUCUUCCUGGGCUGCAGUUAUCCACAGGCUGUCAUGGACAAGAUCAGAAAGAUGGGCGAGGGAAUAGCUGUCCAAGACCCUCCUGUUCACAAAACCACAAAAGAUGGAAUCAUGAGCAGAGGAAAGCGGAGCGCCACAGAUGAGGGAGAUGCUGACAGCUGUGUGAAGCGAGCCAAAGCUGCGCCUAAUGAGCUGAAUGCGGCUUGGAACAUGACUCAGAAGUCCGGGCCGCCUCCUCAGGCUCCAGCAGAGCACCAGCCCUUCUUCAACCGCCUCUAUAAGGCUGUGGCGUGGAAGCUAGUGUCGGCGGGGGGCUUCGGUCCCAACCUUGACCACUUUGAAAUCCUGCGGAGCUGUGUGGAAUCGUGCAAACAGACCUUGACGUGCGUAUUUGUGCCGCUGAAGGACAUUGCGGGUCUCCCCGCAGGCCGCACUCAGAAGGACGGCCAUGUGUGUGAAAUCCGCUGUCAGAUGGUCUACAUGGGAACAGGAUAUGGGCGAGAUGAGUCGGCCGCCAAGGCCAUGGCUUCUAAAGAAGCUCUGAAAGUCUUUCAGGGGCGAAAGGUGACAGUAAAGAUCUGCAGGCGGCGGUAUAAAGGGAGGGACGUGGAGGACUUGGUUCUUCUGGACGAGCUGCCUCGAAGUCAGGGCUUCCCUCCAGCGCUUAGCUACCCAUUUCAGGACGAGCAGCUCGAACACACCUCUUCAUAGAGAACCUGGAGACAUGGCUGUUAGUUACCAGACCACUUUGUUUGAACCUGGAUUCAUCUCAGAAGGCAGAUGUGCUUCCAGCUUUGCUUCGGUUCCAGAACAAAUAGCUAAACAUGUUUGCAGGAAAGCUGAUCUAAAUGUCCAAAAAUCCAGAACUGGACCAGUUCAAAGGCUCAAUGAAAUUCCAUGUUGUUUAGUUUCUUCUUGUCUCGGUUUUUACAUCCUGUUAGGAGCAGGAAUGAUACAUUUUCACCCAAUAAUUUAUUACAGACUAAAGCUUUAUCCUGGUGAGUGUUUUUAGUCUAACCAAUGCCUCUCUGAGGAACUGAUUUACAGGCUAAGUCUGUGUUCAUAAGCCAAGUAGAAAAUAAUCUGUUACUUUAGCUUUUGUUUCUAACAGUUUCAGCUUUUUUUAUGUGGUUAACCCGACAGAAAACAUCAAUCUGAAGCAGCAUUGUGAUUUAUUUUGAAUUUAAAAGUUUUACAUAGUUCUUUCUCCUUUGAUUCUAGUUCUGUAGAACCAUUUCAUUUUAAUGCCUUUUUCAUUUAACCGGUUGCUGUACUACCCUGUCCUUCCCUUGUCAUCUGCACUUUAAUUAUUUCUGAUCAGAAUUGGACCCCUUUGGUGCCACUGAAGUAAUUUUUUUGUCGCAGUUUAUAAAACAAAAGUUAAAGGUGCAAAUAUUUGCGUUGAUGAAAUUUUAAUGAUGACGCAAGGGUCUCGACUCAUUUCAGAUUCUCUUAAAUCUGAAAGAUUUCCAUAGGAAUCUGAUGAGGUGAAAACACUGAGGAGGAAGAAACGCUCGACUGAAGGGUUUUUAAUGCAGGGAAAUCUCUCCGCUUUUGUUUUCCUAGAUUCCUGGAUGCUUACGGUAGCUGUGUUACUGUACAUUGAAUGAUUAACCUUCUGUGACUUUUAUUUGAUUUCAGAAUAAAAUGUGUGAUAACAUUGUUUUGAGAUUUGUGAUGUUUAACAUGGUGAGCUAGAAUGCUGUUUUUUUGUCACAGAAUUUAUAGGAAAGAUGCUCUACAGGCAGAGGUUUCAAGUAACAAUACAAAUGCUUUACCUCACUUAAUUAGAAGUCUUUACUGUAUUAUUUAUAUUUUACACAACUUUUUAUUUCUAAAGUUAAAUUUUUUUGCAAUUAUCUCUACUUUCUACUCCUUAGAAUUUAAAAACAUGCUUGUUAGUUUUGUUUCAUUUUAGCCCAUUUCCGUUAUGGCCUGUUGGUAUUAAAAAAAUAAAUACAAAACAUAAAAAUAAUUAGUUUUAUCCAGAUCAUUUCUUUUUGGUUGUACUCUGCACUGCACCAACUUGUUGUUUGCCACAUAUCAAAAUAAAUAGUUUUUCAAGAUGAUGCUGAGUUCAAUUUGACACUGUUGCCAUUAGUUAAACAAUUAAGUAGAAAAAGGGUUAUGGUCCAGAAUUGUAGAACAUUUUUUCCUUUAAUAGGACAGAGCAGUAAAGCAUCUCUCUUUAAUAUUUUUCCUGCGUUACUUUCACCUUUUUUAACUUAAAGUAGUUUUAAAAAUGUUACUUCUACACUUUUACUUGAGUAAAAUCUUAAGUUGAUACUCUUUACUUUUACAAAAGUGUUUUUAAGCAGUAGGAUUUAUACUUCUACUUGAGUAAUACACUUGAAUACUUUUGACACCUCUGCCUACAGGGUAAAGUGCUGCUGUGAAGUUUGCUUUGUGGCUUUUGUUCCAGUUGGUUUGAUGUCGAAGAAUUUGCUUCAAGGAACAACCGUGGUGUUAGUGUGUGUUUACACCUGUGCUCCUGUUUCUAAAUAUUUUUAAAUAAAAUUUAACAAAGAAAGACAA